Molecule: messenger RNA, 207 nt
Organism: Cooperia oncophora
Lineage: Eukaryota; Metazoa; Nematoda; Chromadorea; Rhabditida; Trichostrongylidae
Source: the annotation of a GenBank genome assembly
AUGUUGUAUUUCUCGUUCCAGGUUGAUGAAAGAGACACGCCAGGCAAGUGGACGCGACUAGCAAGAGGAGGAACCGAGUCGAAGGGACUGAGUGCGGCUACAAAUGCUUUCAACGCCGUUUAUCUCGAUUCGAGGAUAGCCGGUAGCAAGCAUCCGGAUGGAGUUCAUGGCAGAUGUGGCAACAUAUUUAUUUGGAAUGCUCACUAA